Molecule: messenger RNA, 342 nt
Organism: Prorocentrum cordatum
Lineage: Eukaryota; Dinophyceae; Prorocentrales; Prorocentraceae
Source: the annotation of a GenBank genome assembly
AUGGCUAUUCCAAUCGUCGUGCUGCUGUUGUUGCCCAUCUACUUGAUCAAGCACCCCGUGUCUUAUCCUGGGCACGAGAUGGCCACGAAUUUCAGCGUUUUCGUGGAUAUCGCCCAGCUGAGCCUCGGCACCGUGGUGCGGGUGAUGCUGUCCGGCAUUUGGGCCCUCGGCUACAACCUCCUGCUGUACAACAUUGUCAGGGACCUCUCCCCGUUCUUCGCGUCGUUUGCCGCAAACUUCAAAAGGUUGCGGCCAUCGCCCUGGCCCUGCUCAUGGGCAUGGAGUCGCUGCCUGCACCGCGUACAGUCUGUGGCCGCCGUAGCCGAAGAAGGAGCUCUCUGA